CUAUCUUAUAGACGUUGUUGGGUAUGUUUUGCUACAGAAGAAGAUGAACCCUUGUCACAGUGGGUUCGGCCCUGUCGCUGCCGUGGGACAACAAAAUGGGUCCACCAGAUUUGCCUUCAACGCUGGAUUGAUGAAAAGCAAGCAGGCAGUUCAACAACAAAAGUGUCUUGCCCACAGUGCAAUGCAGAAUAUGUCAUUGUAUUUCCACCUUUAGGACCUCUGCUUCAAUCUGUGGAGUUCUUAGAUAAACUUAUCCAUAAGUUCUGCCCCAUAGCUGCGGCAGGAGUCAUUGUUGGGUCAUUAUAUUGGUCUGCUGUCACUUAUGGAGCAGUUACCGUUAUGCAGGUUUUGGGUCAUAAAGAAGGACUUGAGGUUAUGGAAAAAGCUGAUCCUUUGUUCUUAUUUGUUGGACUUCCAACUAUCCCUUUGGCACUUAUACUUGGGAAAAUGGUUCGCUGGGAGGAUCACGUGUUAAGGUUGUGGAGACGCCAUUUCAGUAAGAUGUCCUUUCUUGGCCAUAUUCUGCCCAGUUUAGCUGCGUGUGAUUAUGCAUCACGCACUCCAGCAGAGCCCACACCAUUAUCUGACCCAGUGUCUCUCACCAGGCUCCUUUGUGGUGCUUUGAUUCUGCCAACAAUCUCCACACUUAUCGGCAAAGUGUGUUAUGGGUUUGUCCCUUCAAGUCUGCAUCGAGCCUUACUGGUAAGUGUUAAAUUACUGUGUAUGAAAUUUAAAUUGUUCUGA
Molecule: messenger RNA, 744 nt
Organism: Pocillopora meandrina
Lineage: Eukaryota; Metazoa; Cnidaria; Anthozoa; Scleractinia; Pocilloporidae
Source: the annotation of a GenBank genome assembly